Messenger RNA from Salarias fasciatus (jewelled blenny), 8916 nucleotides. RefSeq names its product Rho GTPase activating protein 35a (gene arhgap35a). The transcript is spliced from 7 exons. Lineage: Eukaryota; Metazoa; Chordata; Actinopteri; Blenniiformes; Blenniidae. Gene Ontology annotation, biological process: Rho protein signal transduction; regulation of cell size; regulation of axonogenesis. The coding region runs from base 791 to 5467 and encodes 1558 amino acids. The record is from RefSeq and is a predicted model, not a curated record. Gene Ontology annotation, molecular function: GTPase activity; GTP binding; GTPase activator activity. Gene Ontology annotation, cellular component: cytosol.
UGUUAGAUUCGGGAGAAGGUCCGCCAUUAUUGGGAAGCAGAAAAAAAUAGACUUAUACUCCGCGUCACACAUUUAUCCUGCAAGGGGGUUAACGUGAGAAAGGAAAAGGCGCCGCUGCGCACUGAAAACUGCGCCUUUCGGCUUUAAAGAAAGAAAGAAACAAACAAAGAAAGAGAAAGGGAGAGAGAGCUGGGCGGUCGCGUUUCCUGCGGACUCUUAUUUUUGACACAACAAAGGAAAUAAUAAUUGGUCAAAACAACGUGGUGGUGAAGCAAGAAGCGAAAACACACCGAAACACCGCUUUCCGACGCCUCCCCCUCUUUUUUUCUCCUCGUUUCCAGGACUGGAGUUUGAGGAGGGUUUUUUUUUUCCUCGUCUGCUUUUCCUGAACAGAUUUUUACUUGUUUUUUCACACGGGGAGGGGAAAAGAGAAACAUCUAUGCAUUUCGGGACUGAAAACUUCAGACUUGUUAAGGCAGGGGAAGCAGUGGACAGACAGCCUGUUUGCUGACAGUAAAAGAGGAAAAUAGUCGAUGUGAGAGAUUGCGGGGAGUGUUUUUUAUUUUAUUUUUUAUUUUUUUUGGUCUGUUUUUUAAAGUCUUCUUUCUCCGGCUGUGGCUCGCACGGACAGAGGAAGAAAGGAGUGGACAAGAGCCGGAGAGAGACAGGAAUGAUAUGAGCCAGACUCCAGCCCAGUGAGGUCCUCUUGCAUGGAAACCCUGCUUCUCUGGCAGCCUCCUCCUCUCCCUAGUGCUAUCAGCCAGCAUGGCAGGAUGAGCCUCUGCCAGCGAUGAUGAUGGCCAAAAAGCAAGAUGUCCGGGCACCCACCUACAACCUGGUCGUGGUUGGGCUGUCCGGCACGGAGAAGGAGAAAGGCCAAUGUGGUGUGGGCAAGUCUUGCCUUUGUAACCGCUUUGUCCGGCCAAGCGCGGACGACUUCUACCUAGACCACACCUCCGUUCUGAGCACCAGUGACUUUGGAGGCCGUGUGGUGAACAAUGACCACUUCCUGUUCUGGGGAGAGGCUGGGAGGACGAUGGAGGAGGGACCUGAAUGUCGUAUGAAUGUGGUGGAGCAGACGGAGUUCAUCGAUGAUCAGACAUUCCAGCCGCACCGUAGCACGGCACUACAGCCUUACAUCAAGCGGGCAGCUUCCACGAAGCUGGCUUCGGCUGAAAAGCUGAUGUACUUUUGCACAGAUCAGCUCGGGCUAGAGCAGGACUUUGAGCAGAAACAGAUGCCUGAAGGCAAGCUCAUGGUGGAUGGCUUUUUACUCUGUGUGGACGUUAGCCGGGGUAUGAACCGUAGCUUUGAGGACCAGAUGAAGUUUGUCACCAACCUCUAUAACCAGCUAGCCAAAACAAAGAAGCCUGUGGUACUGGUUCUCACUAAAUGCGAUGAAGGAGUUGAGCGCUACAUUAAAGACUCACACACCUUUGCUCUAGCCAAGAAGAACCUACAGGUGGUAGAAACAUCAGCACGCUCUAAUGUCAAUGUUGAUCUAGCCUUUCUUACACUGGUUCAGCUAAUAGACAAGAGUAGGGGAAAGCCCAAGAUUAUCCCUUACUUUGAGGCACUGAAACAGCAGAGUCAACAGAUCGCCUCAGCCAAAGACCGCUAUGAGUGGCUGGUCAACCGAAUUGUGAAGAACCACAAUGAGACAUGGCCAGCUGUCAGUCGUCGCAUGCAGUCAGCCCCAGAAUACAAGGAUUAUGUUUUCCUUGAAGGAACACCUAAAGCCAAGAAGCUCUUCCAGCAGCAUGUGCAUAGACUCAAACAAGAGCAUAUAGAAAAGCGUAGGAAGGCCUAUCUCAGUACACUCCCACAAGCACUUUCUGUGCUGCUGCCAGAGUUGGAUGAGAUAGACCACCUGAGCUGGUCUGGAGUUCAGAAAGUCUUGGAGACAAAGAGAGAUUUCUCCCAGUGGUUUGUAGUGCUCGAUGAUACCCCUUGGGAAAUCACACCUCACAUCGAUAACAUGGAGGACGAUCGAAUCCCCCAGGACCUUCUUGAGACACCGCCAGCUGAAGCUAUCUAUGAGACCCACCUUGAACAGCUAAGAAAUGAUCGCAAACGGGCUGAGAUGAGGUGGGAGUUUAAAGAGAAGCUCAGUGUAUCUCCUUUCAUCACACCAGGGAAACCAUGGGAAGAGGCCCGGAGCUUUAUCAUGAAUGAAGAUUUCUACCAGUGGUUGGAUGAAGGAGAGUAUCUGGACAUCUACAAUAAACACCAGAAGGAAAUCAUUGACAGGGCCAAAGAGGACUUUCAAGAACUGCUCCUUGAGUACUCUGAGCUCUUUUAUGAGCUAGAAGUAGAUGCAAAACCAAGCAAAGAGAAAAUGGGAGCCAUUCAGGAGCUGUUGGGUGAGGAGCAAAGAUUCAAAGCUUUGCAGAAGCUGCAGGCAGAAAGAGAUGCUCUAGUACUGAAACAUAUCCACUUUGUCUAUCAUCCUACAAAGGACACCUGUCCAAACAGUCCCCACUGUGUGGAUAGUAAGAUAGAGCAGAUUCUGGCCUCCAAAUUCCCCACCCGCUACCCAUCAUCGGACAGUGCAAGACUGGAAGGAGGCAGGGCAGAGAGGAUAAAUCUUGUCAUCCUAGGAAAAGACGGGCUAGCCAGAGAGAUGGCAAAUGAGAUCAGAGCUUUGUGCACGAGUGAUGACCGGUACGUGUUAGACGGCAAGCUGUAUGAGUUAACUCUUCGUCCCAUUGAGGGAAAUGUACGCCUGCCAGUCAAUUCCUUCCAUACGCCAACCUUUACACCUCAUGGUUGUCUGUGUUUGUACAAUUCAAAGGAAUCACUCUCAUAUGUUGUUGAGAGUAUAGAGAAGCUCCGAGAGUCAACGAUCAGCAGAAGAGAAAGGGAAAACAGCUUAUCCCAACUCCCGCUGUCCCUCCUUCUGGUCACCAAGCGGGGGGUGGGGUCCAUAGGAGACAUUGGUGGUGAGACAGCUCAGACUCUGAUACAGCAAGGGCAGCAGGUGGCUGGAAAGCUGCAGAGUGCCUACCUAGACCCUGCUUCACCAGGAAUGGGUUAUGGCCGAAAUGUCAGCGAGAAGCAGAUCAGCCAGAUGCUGAAGGGCCUGUUAGAAACAAGGAGGAACAUUGGGAGCAGCUCCCCUCCUUUACCUCCACCAUCCUCCACCUUCAGAGAUUCUCAGUCACAGCCUGGGCUUGAGGCAGAUCUUAGAAUAGUCAUGUGCCUGAUGUGUGGAGACACAUAUGACCUAGACCAGCUCUUAGCUCCCUUCCUGUUGCCCCAACAUUGUCGUCCUGCCUCCAGCCUCAGCAGUGGUACCUCCGUUCUGCUGGAUCUCAAUAUCGGAGGUCAAAGGCAGAACGUAGAGCUGUCAUUGCUCUCCUUUCAUUCCUCAUUCUCCCUACGCAAGACUGGCCUGGUCCAUGGCUACAUUGCAGUUUACUCUGCUCGCCGCAAGGCCUCCAUGGAGACACUAUGCGCUUUCCUGUGUGAGGUGCAAGACAUCAUCCCAAUCCAGUUGCUUGCUGUUGCUGAGAGCCAGAUGGAGCUUUCAGACUCAGAGUCAGCCAAGGAGCAAGUCAGUCAGGGAGAGGAUCUGGCUCAUGAAAUAGAGGCCAGAUUCAACUCAGUGAUAUGUGGACAUGGUGGGGUAGUAGGAGGACUCCAUAAGAUCGACCUUUUCCAUCCCUUCUUUAAGGAGGUGAUAGAGAAGCGCACCAUUGUUGAGGCCACACACAUGUAUGACAACGUGGCCGAGGCUUGUACCAACGAAAGCAUCAGUCCUCGUUGUGGCUCUCCCAGUCCAGUCAACAUCCUGAUGGAUUCGGAGGAUGACAUUGACCCAUCGCCACCUUACUCCAACCCGAGAGAGGAUGGCAGUCUUGGCUCCCACCUCGGAGGUUUCAAGCUGCCUGAUCUGGAUUCAAGUGAUAACUUCUCUUCUGUCAUUUCUGAGCUCAGCACUUUUGAGAGCAAGCUGAACAACAAGAUUCCUCCCCAAGUGAAGCCCAAACCUGUCCGCAAGGUUAACCUCGGCCCCUACAUGGACCAGCAGGGAGGCACUAACCGCCGCUCCUUGCCCCAAGCCGUCACAUGGGCUCCAGGUAGCGAAGGUGGCUAUGAUCCCUCAGACUAUGCAGAGCCCAUGGAUGCGGUGAGCAAACCCCGACACACAGAAGAGGAGAAUAUUUACUCUGUCCCUCACGACAGCACACAGGGCAAAAUUAUCACCAUACGCAACGCCAACAAAGGUCAUGCCAAUGGGAGUGCUGCAGGGAACGGGUCGGACAGCGAGGCUGACAGCAGCUCACUGGAGCGCAGGAGAAAGCUGUCAGCCAUUGGGGUGAAGCCAAAACUUUACAGAGACAGAUCUAAAAGACUGGGAAAGUUUAGCAGUUUUCGGACAAGCUUUUCCAUCGGCAGCGACGAUGAGAUGGGUGGCGCGCCUAAGACUGGCCAGGAUGAGGGAGGAGCCCAAAAGGACAACUCCAUUGAGGAGAGUGAAGAUCCCAAAAGGAGGAAUAUUCUCAAGAGCCUGCGCAGAAAUGCAAAAAAACCACGACCUAAACCAAGGCAUUCCAUCUCCAAACCCAUUGAGAGCAACUACUUUGGCAUGCCACUUUCCACUGUGGUCAGUCCUGAGAGACCGAUCCCAGUCUUCAUUGAGAAGUGCAUCCGAUUCAUUGAAACGACAGGGUUGAGCACGGAGGGCAUCUACAGGGUCAGCGGGAACAAGGCAGAGAUGGAGAGCAUGCAGCGGCAAUUCGACCAAGACCACAACCUGGACCUGGUGGAGAAAGACUUCACCAUCAAUACAGUAGCGGGGGCCAUGAAGGCCUUCUUCUCCGAGCUGCCUGAGCCGCUGGUGCCCUACGCCAUGCAGGGAGAGCUGGUGGACGCCUUUAAGAUCAACGACAGGGAGCAGCGCUUCCAGACGAUGAAGGAUGUUCUGCGCCGCUUCCCCAAGGAGAAUUACGAGGUUUUCAAAUAUGUCAUCAGCCACUUGAACAAGGUGAGCCAGCAGAGCAAGUUGAACCUGAUGACCAGCGAGAAUCUGUCCAUCUGCUUCUGGCCGACGCUCAUGAGACCCGACUUCACCACCAUGGACGCCCUGACUGCCACCCGGACCUACCAGACAAUCAUCGAGGGCUUCAUCCACCAGUGUUCCUACUUCUUCUACAAUCAGCCCCUGGCGGACGGCCUCCCCGGCUCCCCCACCUCCACGCUCUCCAGCGGAGGAACGUCCGCCUACUCCUGCAUGGCCGGAGGCUACUCCUCCUCGCCGACUCCGUCCCCGACUCCCUACGUCCUCCCCGCCACCCCGCCCGUCAUCCCCCACUACGGCCCCCCCAUCCACCACCACCACCACCACCUCCAGCACCAGUCCCCGCCUCGCUCCCCGCCCCCCACCCCGCAGUCCCCGCUGCCGGCCCUGCUGCCGCCCUCGCUGCACCCGCACCACCCCCCGACGGAACAACACACGCUGUGAAGCAGGGAUCAAGGGAACGAGAGGCCGGUGCGAGCAGAUGGAUGACGGGAAUCAGCGACGCAAAGGUUCGGGACUCGGAGAUUUCAAAGUUUGGGAAUGGAACUGAAGGAGAAGAAGUAAGGACAGGAGGUCGGAAGUGAAUAUGGGAGAGACUGGGUGAGAUGCAGUAUGUACAGGGAGAAACCUACAUGUUUGGGAGAAGGAGGCCUCCUUCGAGCCUCUGUUGCUUUUAGAAGAAAAAAACAAAUGGACACACACAAGCCAGCGAAGGGGAACAGUGAAGAACCUCGGAACUGGCAGUAUGAUCUCUCUCCCUCCUCGACACUUUAUCCCUUUGUCUCUCGGUCUCACUCCUCGUUGCCCUGCCCUCCUUGCCUUAUAGCCGAUGUACACAAACACUAAUUGAGGAGCAAGGUGUUGCCAGUAAUUGUUAAAGGGACUCAGGGAGGGAUUAAAAAGUAAAGUGCAACAAGGGGCAGGGGGACUGUGCUAUAUUGGGAAUGCUUCAACACACACACACACACACACACUCACUCACGUACAGAGGCCAGUGUGCCUGCAACAGCCAUUUUCUUCAACCUCUUAGCUCCUAACUGAAUGGGGAAAAAAAAAAAUUGCUGCCCUCUGCACUUUUGUUUUUCUUUUUGUGUUUUUCGUUUUAAAACCAACUCACCUGCUGUAGCAGCCUGGAGGCGGCGGCCGGGAUGAAAUGGAGCAGAGAGAACGAGUCAAAGGACUUCGGCGAGAGACCCACCACUACUCACCCGGCUGGAUGUUCUGUCCCUCCGCGGUUCACAAAUACUUAUCUGUCAGUGGAGAAAACACACACACACUCACACUCACACUCACACACACACACACACACACACACACACGUGCAGGCAUGCAGGCAAAAUCAGUUUUAUUUGAAGCGCACAGGAAGAAAGAAAAAAAAAACAUCUCAACCAACUGGCUGUUCUGGGCAGCAGAUUGGACCAAAGGAUUAUGGGUGCUGUGACACCCUUGGCAUUUUGGGAAGGUUCCUCUCAUUCCCCCAGUUUGCACGGUCUGUCAUGGGAGUCAUCAGCCUCAUGCUCUGUUCCUGAAAACACAUUGAGGAUUAUUUAAAAUGGGAUUUUUCAUUUUUUGGAUUGGUCGAAAUUCAUAUUCUCUCAUUCUUGAUCAGUUUUGAUUUUAUCAUGUUGUUGCUGAUCGGAGAAAAUCUGUGAAGAAUCCAGGCCUCUGGCAGUCCAUCUGCAUGUUUGCACCUAUAUCCAUGCCUUUUUUUUUUUUUUUUUCAAGCCUGAAUUUCCGUAUAUAUUUGACAGAUAGAGGGAAUAAUUCCAGCAUCGGACCUUCACCUGUCAUGUUGCUUUUUUCACGCUGCGGUGGCUUCACCAGUGAGCUGCUGCUGCUGCAGUUUUCAUUGUGAGGAAGUGAGGACCUUGUUCAAAAAGCACUUUUCUGAGCACUUUGAAGGCACAUUUUAAAUUGGAGCUGCCUUGACAUGACAGCCACCUUUCACUUUUUUUUCCCCCGGUUGUCUUUCUCUCUCUCCCUUGUCUGCUUUCCUUCCGUCUUUCAGGGAGCACACCACUGACAUCUAGAGCAAGAAAUUGUUAGUGCAGCCAUAGAUUCAUUCCUGCAUGGGUGUAGCACCUCUUCCCUACUGUGUUUUUCACCCUCUUGACAUUUUCAUAUAUCGGUGCAAUCCUCAGCAUCAGUCUUCAUUUUCUGCCAUGUCAGAAUGAGUUUAGGUGUAGUGGAAUGAAUCAAAACAAAAAAAAAAAACCCCAGCAGUUUUAAACUAGGCACAAAUCAAAUGAGAUUAAUACAUCCUGACUGACCACCUGGAAUGUGGCCACAUGCUUUCUGGCAGACAUGCAGAUGUUUUUGAAAGAUUUCUUCGCUUGUCUUUUGUUAGUUUUCACAUCCCUGCGGACAUUAACUCGGCACUCAGCCGUUCCUUAAGGGGUUCAUUCCACUUCCCAGAAAAUCAUAAUGUAGUGGAAGGAAAUGAAGACGUAGUGACUGAGGCGCGAUGUAGCAUUACAGGGCAGAAAUAAGAGCUGGAAGCAAGACUCGAGCUUUGACAGGUGGGAGGCUUUUUUUUUUUUAUCCUUGGGAAUAAUUGGUUAACUGUUGCUCCGGGCCUUGGCAUGCUGUCCUCUUAGGACGCCGCGUCACACCUCUGGAACGAUGACUCAAACUCGAAAUAUAAUUUGUAAGACUAUAACCACUAUGGCAGACUCCCCCCGCGGUGGCUGUCAUGCCACCACAUCCCCUCGUCGUUCCCCGUCCGAGAGCGACGGCGAGCAGAACAGACAGUCCAUUCAUCCGUCUGCAUGACUUGAAUGAAGCAUCACUACAUUCCUCGGCCCGGCCUGCUGUUACCGUAGUAACCAGCGAGAUGGGGCUCGAGGAGAGCUGCUGGGUCCCAAAUCGAAUCGAAGCUGAUUUUAAAUAGUGUGUGUGAGAGAGAGAGAGAGAGAGAGAGAAAGAGAGAGAGAGUGACCAAUUUGGGAGUUUUUUUUUUAAGAGAGCGCUCGUAUGAACGUAGAUGUGUUAACGUUGAGCAGAUGCUCACUAAGGUCAGUUACCUUGUUCGACCCUGACUUGCACUCCUGCGUGUCUCUUCAGACUGUCCUCUACUAAAAGAGAGGAAAAAAAAAUCCUUUCAACCAAUCACUGAACUCCUACCUAUUACUACCUAUUUGCAUUGUGUGUGUGUGUGUGUGUGUGUGUGUCUGUCUGUGUGUGAGCGGGUGAGUUUGAGCUAACAUGGUAGCAAGCUGGGCUUGGCAGUCCGCCAGACACCAGCGUGAUCCAAACAAACGUGAAGGAGAGGAAUGCGGCUCUCCUUGCGGUCAUUACCCCACUGUGUAACCCUGUUAGCUCGUCCAGAUUACACACACUGAUCCUCAGAGAAAGUGUGAGAGAGAUGAGGGGGAGAGGGGGGGACGGACGGACGGACAGCAAACGGGUGAAUGGGAUCAUUAUUUGGGAGAUGGAGGGAGGAAGGAGGAGAGACCACUGGUACUUGUGUGUGAACGCCGGCCAGUGGCGUUCCCUGUGUAUAUCAAUGUGUUAAUACUGAACCGACUGUGAGGCAGCCAAAGACUGUGGAAACAAGAGAGCUGAGGGAGAGAUGGGAAGCAAAGUGACAAUUUAGAUGAACAGUUGAAUAAAAAUGUGACUUUGGUUCAGCGAUAUGUGGCUGCAAUGCUUUUGUUUAUUUCUUUGGUUCUUUUUAUUUGUCUUUUUUUUUUUCUUUUUUUUUUUGCAACAAUGGUGACAGAUGUCUGUUAAGUUAAAAUGAGAAACAAGCAAAACUAUAUUCAAAUGGUUGUUUAUUGGUAUGUUAGGGGGUCUAACACUUUGCCCUUUAGUCAGUGGUGAUAGAAAAAGUUUCUUUUCAUGUUUUAUUUUAAUAAAUAAAAAAAUACAAAGCUUUUUUUUUUUUUCCUUUU